This is a messenger RNA of Schizosaccharomyces osmophilus, 1113 nucleotides long. It is a transcript of the gene ivn1, whose product is annotated as plasma membrane phospholipid-translocating ATPase complex Lem3 family subunit Ivn1. Bases 1 to 1113 code for a protein of 370 amino acids. The record is from RefSeq and is a predicted model, not a curated record. Lineage: Eukaryota; Fungi; Ascomycota; Schizosaccharomycetes; Schizosaccharomycetales; Schizosaccharomycetaceae. Gene Ontology annotation, cellular component: plasma membrane; Golgi apparatus; endoplasmic reticulum. The transcript is spliced from 3 exons.
AUGAGUAGCAGCUCAACCGUUACGAAAAAAAAGGGCACGAAGCUAAAGCGGCCUGAUAAAUCGCGUUUCGUACAGCAGACUCUUCCUGCUUGGCAAUUUAUCUUUACGCCAUGGUCUGUUCUUCCUUUGCUAUUUGUAUUGGGGGUCAUAUUUGCUCCUCUGGGUGGAGCAAUGUACGUAGCUAGUCAACGGGUACGAGAAGUAAGGCUUGACUAUACGAAUUGCUUAAAUGCUGGUACUACUUUUACGGACGUACCUGAAAAGAAUAUUGUGUAUCAAAUGAGUGAAUAUAAUAAUGUGUCUGCUAAAUGGAAGUCAGAAAAUGAUCAUUGCUAUAUACGUUUUAAAAUCCCAGAAAAAUUGGGUGCUCCAUUGUAUUCCUUUUAUCGCUUGACAAAUUUCUAUCAGAACCAUCGUCGGUAUACUGCAAGCGUUGAUGUUCUUCAGCUCCGUGGUGAAGCAAGGACAGCGGAAGAGAUUGAAGUAGGCGAAUGUAGCCCAUUAACUCUUAAUGAAAACAGAAAACCAUAUUAUCCUUGUGGUUUAAUAGCCAAUUCAUUAUUUAAUGAUACUUUUUCAUCGCUCAUUCGCUACGAUUCGUGGGAUAGCACGAAUUUGUUGGAUGUUUACCAAAUGACUUCAAACGGAACAGCCUGGCCGGAGGAUAAAGAGCGUUAUAUGAAGACCAGCUACAACGCUUCCGACGUUGUCCCGCCUCCAAAUUGGUCCCAGAAAUAUCCUGAUGGAUACAACGACGAAAAUUUCCCUGAUAUAUCCGCCUGGGAUGAAUUGCAGGUAUGGAUGAGAAUAGCAGCUCUUCCGACUUUUAGUAAGCUUUCAAAGAAAAAUUCCACGGAAGAAUUGGAACCUGGUAUUUAUGAAGUUGAUAUAGGUUACAAUUUCCCUGUAACCGAAUUCGGAGGCACCAAGUCCUUUAUGCUUUCUACAACUACCGCCAUAGGUGGUAAGAACUACUUCUUAGGGAUCAUGUAUAUGGUAAUUGCUGGCCUAAACAUUGCCAGUGGUAUAGUUUUGAGUAUUGCAUGUCUAAUUAAACGACGACGCGUGGGAGAUCCACGAUAUUUAUCUUGGAACAAAGAGAAAACUACGUGA